Molecule: messenger RNA, 940 nt
Organism: Saprolegnia diclina VS20
Lineage: Eukaryota; Oomycota; Saprolegniomycetes; Saprolegniales; Saprolegniaceae
Exons: 7
Coding region: 32-895 (287 amino acids)
Molecular function (GO): metal ion binding
Source: RefSeq, a predicted model, not a curated record
CUCAAAUCCGAGUAUCCUUGGCACCAGCAUCAUGCUCAAAACGCUCACAACGUGCCCGGGAAUGUGGUGCAUCGCCAGCGACGACGACAACAACCUCGCUGCGCUUAGCCGCUCGCAGCGCUACAUCAACGGCGCCAAGCCCCGCCGCAUCGUACUCGGCGCCAUUGAGCAAGCGCCUCUGUGGGAAGACGACGACAUUGCAGAUGCGUGCUCGUCCUGCAACGUCGAGUUCGGCCUCUUCCACCGCAAGCACCAUUGCCGCGCUUGCGGCGACGUUGUCUGUGGCACCUGCGCGAGUGGGUUUGAGACGAUCCGCAAGUUUGACAUCACGACGCCCGUGCGCAUCUGCCACAGCUGCUUUGCGUCCGUCGUGCGCGAGAACGAGUUCUUUGAGCGCCACUUGCCGCUGCUCCGCGACGGCGACAUGUUUACAAAAUACGGCUUCCUCUUGGACCGCUGCGUCAAGCUCCGACUUGUCGACAACAGCCUCCAGUACCAAACGGUGGACCUCAACUCGCAGCAGUACUCGGGAGAGACCAAGAUCAUCUUGCUAGAAACAGUCGCAAGCGUCGAAGCCGCUGGCUCCGUGACCAUGACCAUCAAGACGCCGGCGCAAAACCACAAACUGGAUGCGCCGACGCAAGCCGCCCGCGAUGCGUGGGUAAGCGCGAUCCAAGCGGCGGUCGAUCUUUUGCAGUACCUUACCGCUACCGAGAACGCCAAGCAGGCCAAGAGCUUGGCGCAGGAGCACGCCGAGAUGAACCGCGUCAUCCAAGGCAUGGAGUCGGUCGAGAUGCGGCGUCUGGAAAUGCAGCAUCAGCGGCUGCAAAAGAACAGCUCGCGGCGCGACGAACUGCGGGCCAAGUACGGGCUCCCCGUGGCGACAGCGACUUGAAUCAUUAAUGUAUUGUGUGUUAAUAUAUAUGGGUAUCACGCGAUA